CCCUCACUUAAUCAAGCAUAUGCUAUGAUUAUUGAGGAUGAAACUCACAAUUUACCCAGUCUAAAUGCAGCAGGAAUUAAAUUAGAUCUGAUGGCUAUGCAAAUUAGUCAAGGGCAGGGUUACAAAGGCAAACGACCUUUUAUGCAAUGUGAAUAUUGCAACCUGAAAGGACAUACUAAGGAAAAUUAUUAUAAGUUAAUAGAAUACCCUACAGACUUCAAAAGUAAGAAGAAUUUUGGACAGGGUGCUAGUAGUUCUGGAACUCAGCAAGGGGGUCAGUAUAGGAGACCACAACAACAACAAGCUUUAGCAGCUAUGAAUAAUAUAUCUUGGAAUAGUGAUGUUCCAUUGUCAAACUCUGAGGGAAAAGAACUUAUUGCAGGCAAAUUUUUCACUGAUGAGCAGUAUCAACAGAUUUUGGCAUUGCUAAACAAGGACACUGGAGAUAGUCAUGCAAAUUUGGCAGUUGAAAUUAUAUCUGCAGGCCCAGAAGGUGCAUUGACAUCUGCAGGCGAUAGAAAGAGAAACAACUCAAUGGAAAAUAAGUUUAUUUGGAAGAGUAACAUUAAGUUGAAGGUAGGUAAUUGCAGAAUAAGGACAGGUGGUCUGAUGAGUGUCGGCCUAAGGACCAAUUUCCUAAUGUCUAUAACUUGGUGUUAAAUCAAGUCUGAUGGCUGAUUAUUUCACUGAAGGCGGGUGGAACUUCCAGCAAAGAUGAGGCUUUAACGACUGAGAGUUGGAUGAAGCUGUGGCUUUAUACAGAAAAUGCAGGAAAUAAAAUCUGAAGAUAGUAAGGAGGAUAUUCAAAUCUGGCGUGUUAAUAAAAAGGGGUGUCUUACUGUGAAGUCUUGCUAUGAUAGGUUACAAAAACAGUCAAAUGAAUAUGAGAAAAUCUGGCCGUGGUAGUUAAUUGUGGAAAACUCAAGCUCCAACAAAAGUUGCUUGCUUUGGAUGUGUUGCUGCAUAUGAUGCUUGUCUAACUAAGGAGAGGGCUUUAGUCUGUGUGAAUGUUCUGUUGAAAGAGUGAAUCAUUUGUUGGUGCACUAUAAACAAGCAUGGCUGAUAUGGACCCUUGUUUCUUAAUAUUUUUCUAAUUUAUUGGGUGAUGCCAGAAAGCUUCAACGACUUAAAUGUUGGCAAGGGCAAAGUUCGGAAAGAAGACUGAAGAAGUUAAGAAGCUGGUUCCAUUAUGCAGCAAUCAUUUGAUCAAUAUGGCAUGAGAGAAAUAAAGCUGAUUGCUGCUGUAAAGUUUAGAUGUUUUCAUAAUUUGUUGUGUGUUGGCAUAGGGGAGAGUCUGUAUUCAGCAAUUCUGAUUACCUGUCUUUUAUGGGUUCCAUAUUAUUGUAGUAAUCAUGUAAUUUUUCAAACUUUAUGGUACUACUCUUUUCAAUAAAUACUUUACCUUAUGGAACAGAA
Nicotiana tabacum (common tobacco) is the source of this 1416-nucleotide messenger RNA. Lineage: Eukaryota; Viridiplantae; Streptophyta; Magnoliopsida; Solanales; Solanaceae. The record is from RefSeq and is a predicted model, not a curated record.